AUGUCCUUCAUAAGGGCAUGCUUCCCUGUCUCUGGAAAGAAGCGGUUGCACAGAGAACUCAUCGGUGCCAUCGUUAAGAUGAGCAUUGUGGUGUUGGACGGCUCUACUAUCCGGUCGUUCGUGAAGGAUGAGGAGGCCUUUCACCGGUCCAUCGACGACUGGUUCCAGCGCCUCGACACCAACAGGGACGGCCUCCUCUUCUACCCGGAGUUCGUCCAGCUGCUGCAGAUGAUAAGCUGGGUCGUCGAGCCGUCUGGCUGCAACGAGGGAGGAGAGGGGGAAGGAGGUGGCAGCGGCCUUUACGAUUCCGUGUUUCGGGCGUUCGACCACGACCGCAGCGGCGCCAUCGACCUGGGGGAGUUCAGAACGGAGAUGAAGAAGGUGAUGCUGGGGAUGGCUGAGGGGCUGGGGUCGUUGCCCGUCCAGAUGCUGCUGGAAGACGACGACAGCCUCCUGAAGCAGGCCGCCGAUCUCGAGUCCUCCUCCGAAUGA
Nymphaea colorata (pocket water lily) is the source of this 492-nucleotide messenger RNA. RefSeq lists its product as uncharacterized. The coding region runs from base 1 to 492 and encodes 163 amino acids. Gene Ontology annotation, molecular function: calcium ion binding. The record is from RefSeq and is a predicted model, not a curated record. The transcript has a single exon. NCBI's taxonomy places the organism in Eukaryota, Viridiplantae, Streptophyta, Magnoliopsida, Nymphaeales, Nymphaeaceae.